Molecule: messenger RNA, 4741 nt
Organism: Pundamilia nyererei
Lineage: Eukaryota; Metazoa; Chordata; Actinopteri; Cichliformes; Cichlidae
Gene: man1a1
Product: mannosidase, alpha, class 1A, member 1
Exons: 12
Coding region: 205-2073 (622 amino acids)
Biological process (GO): carbohydrate metabolic process; mannose trimming involved in glycoprotein ERAD pathway
Cellular component (GO): Golgi membrane; extracellular exosome; endoplasmic reticulum
Molecular function (GO): calcium ion binding; mannosyl-oligosaccharide 1,2-alpha-mannosidase activity
Source: RefSeq, a predicted model, not a curated record
CGAGUCUCCGGCAUGGACACAAGCUUCACGGCAGAACUUUUCACAGGAGAUUUUAUCGCUGUUGUUUUCCAUCUGACACGGCUCGUAUCACUCGGAGAUGGAUUUCUGAACGGAAUAAGCCGAAGCUGAGCCCGACUCUAGUUAAAUCUCCCAUUUGAAAUCGUUUUUUGUGUGUUGUUUGAGUUGUUAAAGGAAGAGGGGAAAAUGCCAGUUGCAACUCUUCUGCCUUUUACCGCGACCCCGAAUAGGAAGUCUGCCAGCCCGACUUCUUUCAGGUUGACAGAGAAAUUUAUUUUGUUAUUAGUGUUCAGCGCUUUUAUAACCCUGUGUUUCGGGGCAAUUUUCUUCCUUCCGGACUCCUCCAAGCUGCUCAGCGGAGUUUUCUUUCAUUCCUCCGCGGUCGAAACGAACACCCACACCGGUCCGGACAGCAGCGACGCGGGUUCGGCUGGAAACGACGACAGGCUCCUGGCAAAAAUCAAGAAAGACCACGAAAAGGCUCUGUUAGAGGCUAAGGAUACUCUACAAAAACUUCCCGACGUGAUACAAAAUGACAUUCUAGCUGAUAAAGCGAAAGUUACAAAGGAGAGCAUGGGUAAAGGUGCGAAGGAUGGCAAUAAUUUACCUUUCAUAGAGUACCACCGCCCGCCAGGGGCGACGGGACUAGAACCCCAGGACCCAGAAACCAGGGAGAGACGGGCUAAAAUCAAGGAGAUGAUGAAGCAUGCGUGGGACAGCUACAAGCAGUACGCCUGGGGUUCCAACGAGCUCAGGCCUGUCUCCAAGCACGGCCACUCCAGCAAUCUAUUUGGAAGUAUAAAAGGAGCGACAAUAGUGGAUGCUUUGGAUACCCUCUACAUCAUGGAGAUGUUUGAAGAGUUUGAUGCUGCUACUGACUGGGUGGAAAAGAGCCUUGACUUCAACGUGAAUGCAGAAGUGUCAGUGUUUGAGGUGAACAUCAGAUUUGUUGGAGGUCUGCUGUCCGCCUACUACUUGUCUGGAAAAGAGGUGUUUCGCAGAAAGGCAGUGGAGUUGGGCGAGAAGCUGCUGCCUGCAUUCAAAACGCCCACCGGCAUCCCCUGGGCUCUGCUUAACCUCAAGAGUGGUAUUGGUAGGAACUGGCCAUGGGCAUCGGGUGGUAGCAGCAUCCUGGCAGAGUAUGGCACCCUGCAUCUGGAGUUUAUGCACCUCAGCAGACUCUCAGGAAAUCCAGAGUUUGCUCAGAAGGUAAUGAACAUCCGUAAAGUACUCAAUCGCCUGGAAAAACCUCAGGGGCUAUACCCCAACUACCUGAAUCCCAACAGUGGACAGUGGGGCCAACAUCACGUGUCCGUGGGUGGCCUGGGUGACAGUUUCUAUGAGUACCUGCUCAAGGCCUGGCUGAUGUCUGACAAGACUGAUGAGGAAGGCAAGAAGAUGUACUACGAUGCCCUGCAGGCAAUAGAAACCAACCUGAUGAGGAAGUCAACCAAUGGGCUGACCUACAUAGCGGAGUGGAAGGGGGGGCUUCUGGAGCAUAAGAUGGGCCACCUGACCUGUUUUGCAGGCGGCAUGAUCGCUCUGGGUGCUGAUGGGGCGCCCGGUGACAAGACGGGCCACCAGAUGGAGCAGGCAGCAGAGAUCGCUCGCACCUGUCACGAGUCUUAUGCCAGGACAACUUUGAAACUCGGACCAGAGGCUUUCCGUUUCGAUGGCGGCGUUGAGGCCAUCGCCACCCGCCAGAACGAGAAGUAUUUCAUCCUCCGUCCUGAGGUCAUUGAGACCUACAUGUACAUGUGGAGGUUUACCCAUGACCCCAAAUACAGAGAGUGGGGCUGGGAGGCUGUACAGGCCUUGGAGCAGCACUGUAGAGUCGACGGAGGCUACAGCGGCGUCAGAGAUGUCUACGCUUCAUCUCCAAACUACGACGACGUGCAGCAGAGCUUCUACUUGGCUGAGACGCUCAAGUAUCUCUACCUCCUCUUCUCUGAGGAUGACCACCUACCAUUCGAACACUGGGUCUUCAAUACCGAGGCUCACCCCCUGCCCGUCAUAAGGAAGGAUAAAACGGACAGACCCAACGAAGUGGAGUAACGGACCUGCCUGCACCGACGCCCAGAAACGUGUGAGAACCUCGAUCCUGUAUACUGAGCCUCCAGCUGUCUGAAACUGUUGAGCCGCUUGGAGCCCUGAGUGGUUUCAGAUCAGACUUCACCUGAUAUUGUUGAUGGGCUCAAAACUGAACCCACUUGUGCUGGAGCCGGGUUCUCGCUGGAGACUCCAGGGGUUUUUUGUUUUGUUUUCCUUCACUUGAUUUUUUUUUUCUUCUUCUCUGGUUGAGUCCAAAGGCUGACCCAAAGCAACAUAUGUACUGCUGAAUAACAUGAUAGCUCAUCAAAAUGUAGACAUAAUAAUUAGAAUCAAGAUCUAAAGAAAAAAAAAAAGGCUGUUUAUUUCACUCCUCGGUUUGACUUCCUUCGCUUUUCUGUUCAUUUGGAGGGACAAUGUGACCAGCUAUCACUUUAUUCAUCAGUUUAAUUGUUGCCAGUAGCCAUUUUUGAUGAGGAGGAGGACGCUGACAGUCAUUCACCACUGAUAUGAACUACCAUGGAGCCCGAGGAAAAGCUCCCCACUGAGGAUCACAAGGCUGGCUGGCCGCGUGAACGGACGCUCAAUUCCCUUCACAUGUGUCGUCUUUUACCUGCUGCUCUACCACAACAACAUCUGAAUAGGAACUAGGAACCGGUCUUUCCUGCACCGACUUGAGUGUUUCAUAGUGUCGUCAGAGAACUGCUGGUUUUCUUAAAAAAAGAAUAGGAAGAAAAGGAAAGACGCAGCACAACCCGAGCCUCUUUUUAUAAACCUAACCGACUCUUCUUCCUCCUUCCUUUCUCUUGAGUUGGAUGUGACAAAUGACGACCAGCCGCACCAGCUCAUUACCUGCCAGUAACUCCACUUUCUCCCCACGAUGUUUACACAAAGCCAUCCUCCUCCUCCUCCUCCGUAUUCUUCUUCUGCUUUUCAUCUGCAUCUUUGACCCGCUUUUAGAUGUCUUUCUCCUUCUCAUAUGUGCCACUUUUCACAGUCUCACUCCAAAGAUGAUGUCUGCACAGCUGUAAUGGAGCAUGGAGAUUAGUUGGAGUGCGGAUGAAAGCUGUAGAAAGAAUUAGGUACUGAUUAGGUCCUGACAUUCAACAGAAAUCUUCUGAAAAUGCUAAUAUCCUCACAAUUGACCAUGUGUAUGCAUUAAAAAUUUAGCUUCCAGGCUCUUUACAAGAGGAAACUGAUUUAUUACAGUCCUCUGUAAUCCUUGUGCAUCAGUCGAGCCCUCGUCCUCUUCUUCACCGCGGUGUUGCUUCUUCUUGUUUCCGUCCUCCAGGUCCGCGUAGGGCAGCCUGUAGGAUCUUCCCUCCUCUGUGAGGAGACGCCGUCGCUCGACUCUUCUAUAACUAUCCACCUUCACACACACAAGAAGCCAUACUACUGCAACGCAGCUUCACCGUGCUGUUGUUAACGGGUUUUUUUGUUUCGUUUUUUUUCAUCCUCCACUCACAUGUAGAGUUUGUGACCGUGUUUGCUGCUUUUGUAUCUUCAGAGUCGCGCUCGCCUGGUCAUUUUAGUUUAAUUUCACAGUGAAGACUUCUCCCGAUGCCACACAGGAACCAGAUUUAAUCCAGUUUAGUCUUCGAUCUAGUGCCUUCGCUGUAGAGAAGGAGGGAGAAAGCAGCUCACGCAAACACAAAAAGCAGUUUCAAAGCAGUAUUGCAGCUUUAACUAAGAGCUCCCAUUGCUCUGAUGAGGAUUAUAAUAAAUCUAGACAUGGAUUAAAGGAUGAUAACUGCUUUUUAAUUUGACGUUUGGACUAAGUUGGGCUUGAUAAAUGGCUCAAGAGUUGGUAGGAACUUGGGCUUUGUUGUGCUAAGAGGGAGAUCAGAACACCAAAGUCCUGAGUUCAGAAUUAAAAUCGAAAAUAAGUCCUAUGCGCUUUACUUUUUCCAUCUCCAGAGUCUGCGUCUCUGUUGGGAAUCGCAGUCUAAUCAUUUGAGACCUGUGCAGGGCUCAGUCAACACAUAUUUGUUUGGCUAUACUGACAUCUAGUGGUAAGUCUAAAUAUUACAGUCUAAAUAACCGUAGUCUGAUAAGUCAACAGCUACUUCUAUGUCCAUAAAAGUAUUUACAGCUCAACAAACAAGGAAAGGGAAAACAUGCACUGUUGUACUUUGAGCCUUUAGAUUGAAUAUUUGAUGGAGCGAGGGCCUAGCUCAUAGAACUGCACAUUCAGUUCUGCUUAUCCUCCAAAUGAGCUUUAAACUGACAGAUGGUGAGUCAUUAGAAAGUUCAGUCAACAACAGGAUGACUGCUGAGCUGAUUUAUUUGUUCUGGCUGAGCGACGCUUGUGCAGGUUAUUUUUCUCAGCAGGUUAAAGAACAUUUGCCCCAGGUGUCUCAGAGCAGGUAAAUCAGUCUGUAAGGGUUUCAGAAUCAGUGCUUUCUGUUUUUUUUUUCUUGUUUCGUCAUCAGUUCUGCAUCUUCCAGCUUACCUGCAGUGUUGUUUUAUCCAUCUAGAUUUUUUUGGUGUGAGUCCUCCAGUUUUGGAGAACAUACAGUCAUGGGUUUAUGUGCACUUCUUUCAGCACGUUUAAUGGGCACAGUUUGAUGAAAAAGAAAUACAUGAAACCGCUCACAAGAAUGUUUGUAGAGUUUUGUGGAUUCAUAAAAGGUUUAUCCCCAAAAGUUGAUUCAUCUGGACGUAGCGUUUUCAG